GCUGCACUACUGCUCCAAUCACCAGUCGGCUAGGAGUGCAGUUUUGAUGUAAAAGCAUUUUCUACUACCAAAUUGUUUGUUGUGGUUACGUGUGUGCAAAUUUAAAGUAGUUAAAGGCAAAUUACUUUACAUUAGUUCUAUUCGGAAAAAAAGUUAAAUAGUGUCAGCAUAUUUCGUGUCCUCAGAAAAAAGGAGGUCAAUAAAAAUCAGUUCCAAUCUAGGUGCUUACGAGUGAAAGUUUUAUUACAUUGUGGUAACACAGGAGCAAACAAGUAAAAAUGGCUACCAAGUCCUCGUCGGCCACGUUCGGACUCCAUGCUCGGUCCUUUUCGGCCAAGAGAGCGAUUAAAAGUGCUCCCAGUAUACGACCAGUUCCAGCAUUUUCGAUCGAGUCACUGCAGAAGAACACAUUCGUGAUGGGCCCUCCCAAGGCGCAAAAACAUAAAUACAUGAUACAACCGAAGGCGACCUCUUUCCGGAUGUACUACGACCGAGGGGAUCUGCCCAUCAAAAUGGAAUACCUGACUGGUGGUGACAAAAUUGCCUGGACGGUCGACAUCGACAAGCUGGACUACGGCCUCUAUCUGCCGCUGUUCUUCGACGGUCUAUCGGAAACGCGUCAUCCGUACAAAACCUACGCCCGGCAGGGUGUGCAAGACCUUCUGUCCCAUGGUGGCGAUAAAAUAUAUCCCGUCAUACCGCAGCUAGUAAUACCGAUCAAAAAUGCCCUUAACACGCGUAAUAUCGAGGUCAUGUGCGUUACUUUGAAAAUCAUCCAACAGCUUGUGAUGGCGUCUGAUUUGGUUGGUCCUGCCCUGGUGCCCUUCUACCGUCAGUUACUGCCGAUGUUUAACGCUUACAAAGUCAGAAACAUAAAUUCCGGCGAUGCGAUCGACUAUGGCCAGAAGAACAACAUGAACGUGGGAGACCUGAUUGACGAGACCCUUCAGGUGCUGGAACGUCACGGCGGCGAGGAUGCCUUCAUCAACAUCAAGUAUAUGGUUCCCACGUACGAGUCGUGCUAUUUGAACUAGGAUGAUUAGGGCAACAGGCAAGGGGUUUAUUGGGCGGAACGACUCAUACCCAAAAACCGCUUCGAUGCAGUGUAGAGUGGUUCAAACCCGGUUCGACUAAUGAUGGCGGCAUUUGGUCGCGCUUGAACCAGUGAUGCUGCGUAACGCAAUAGGAAAGAAGGCAAGUUGAUUUUCAUUCACCUGGUGGCAGUCGGUUGUAGCUAGAAAAGUGCCAAAUUAGUAAAGUAAACUAGCUUCGGAGGCUGCUGGCAGGAUAGUCUGCCAGAUGCAAAUGGAAAUACCGUCAUCUCAUAAUUAGAAAAUAAUUAGCUUUGGUGGAAAGUGAAAACAAAAAUUACAGCUGAUUAAUUACUGAGACUAAUGAUAACACUAAACCAAUUCGCUUGUUUUUUCAUGUUAGCACGUUUUUGAAACUCACCUUAACUAUUCUAAAAAAUGCUAAGUUUGUUGUAGCUGGGAAUCAGUUACUGUUGAUUAAUGUCGAUGACAUAUUAAAUUAUGUUGCCUCAAAACUAGCUAGAUUAGUAACUGUAAUACUGAAUUAAAGCAAUACUAAUUUAACUUAUGCGAAGGCUUAGUAUGAUUGAGUAGAAAAGAUGAUUAUUACAUAUUGGUGAGUUCAAAAUUUUACGAAGGAACUCUUUCAAAACCUUUUUUUUUGGGUUGCGGAAAUGUAAUAUGUCAUAUAUUAAAAUGUACCAACGGACUCUUUUAAUGUAGAUAAAAAAUGGAUUAAACUACUUGAAAGUAAAUAUAUUUGUUUCGCUUAGCUCUAAAAUUUCUCUGUACCUUUACAUGAUCCGAUUUUAUUUCUAUUUGUUGUAGAACGUGUCGUUAGGAUUUUUUUUGCACAUGAAUCCAUGACAACCCACUUUAAAGAUAUUCGUACCUUCGAGAAUUUAUUUACAUUUUUCAGGUAUUAGGUUACCAUAUUUACGCAUGUGAGAGAACUAUUCAAACAAAGAAACUUAUUCGGUUUUCCUUCUCUCUUUGGAACAAUUUUUUUCUUUUUCUUGCCAGUUACAAGAUGUUAAAUGAAAUAAAUUGGUUGAUAUAAUAGAAAUUUGAUAAAAUACAUAAAUUUUGUUUCACAUAUCUAUUACCCUUUGUUGAAGCAGAAGGUGACUUUUGCGAUUUCCACUUUGGCAAUAGACUAGCGCCAAUAACAAAUGGCGACCGGAAAUUGAACAUAUCGAGUGAUGGCUUUAUUGCAGCGGAAACGUAAGACAAUAAACGAAAGGCCACUAUGCUGUUGCUGCUGCCCCCACCAUCGGACUUUCUUCGUUAAUUUUCACUAAUGGUUUUUCCGGCCACGAAAUAUCGAUUAGGAUGUGGUGAAAUUUCAAUUAAGUUAGGUAAACAUUUGACUAGCUAGCUUACGGCUGUGUGCCGCGGGUGUAUGGGAAUGUGGAAAGUUAGGACGAGUGCAAAAUUUAUUUACUUUUUGUUUGGUCGACGUCGCGUGUCCGGGAACUUUUAAUUUAUGAUAGCAUCAGGUUGAUAUUUUUUUAAUUAGAUUUCUUUGUUUUCUGUACCGGUUGAAGGUAGUUAGUCUGUUUGUUUUUUAUGUGAUUGGUGAUCGAUUAGUUUAUUCAGGGUGGAAAAGUCGGUAGUCGGCAUGCAGCAGUUCCACGUUGUAAGUAACUCUAAAAGGAAAACAUUAACAGUAAUUCACUGUAGCGAUUUACGGAUUAUCCAUCUUCUGCUCAGUACAUACACGAGAGAACGUACCAUUCAGGCUGGCUACGGCUUUUACGGUUCAGCGUAGACGCAAAGGAGAUGAUGGCCUGAUCAGUUUUUCUUUUUCAUCAAUCCACUCUUCUCACCCUCCUGCCUCCGUUUAACCCUGGAAGCUGUGGAAAUGUGCCAUGUUAUGACCGGCUUGUUCCAAAUACUGACAGCACAGCUCGUUGAAAGCUUUCGGGCCGCACAGGCAAACGUAGGUCGCGUACAGCGGGGAAUCGACGUUGGUGAGCCGUUGUGCGAUUUCGAUUGAUAUUCGUCCUGACGCCAGCUUUACACUCCGGUGGCUGGUGGACGGCGGAGUUGAGGAGGGGGAGGAGUUUGUAUCGUUUGCCAUCGUGUCCGGUGCAGUUGAUCCAUCCGAAGACUCGUCCACUAGAUUUGACGGUUGUACUGGCUCGACUGGGGAUGACGCCGAAAGGAAGUGAAGCACAGUCAGCCUGGACGGACGGAUGCAGAUCCCGGAUCGGUGCGAUGAUUGACGUGGGAUGAACGGUGUGCGUGAAAAGAGCAAUAAAUAAACGUUAUUGUAGCGUUGUUGAAAGCGGGUGAAUCUGUGCUUUUGCAGGAUAUACCAGGGAAUAGGUUUUGUGCGGUUUCUUUCUCAUAUUGCUUGUAGUAUGAUAUACUUUGUUUGUUGUCAUAUCCUGCUGAGAUUGAAAAGUACCGCGCGGCUAAAAACUCAAAACCAAGCUCAAACUCAAGCGAAAUUUAGGAAGUUUAUGCAGGAAAAUAAGAGUUUAUUAGAAUUUACGAACCAAUACAAAGAACAGAUGCCAGAAAUCGAUUUUUUUUGCAAAAGAAAGCAAAUAGAACGAAAAUUAUUUAGAAAGGUAAAAAAUAAUAAAAGAAAUAAUUGCAUAAAAAAUCAGUGUGAACAUGCAAGAGUAUGAAAUUGAAUAAAUAUCUUGAAAAUAUUACACAAAAACAAAUUUCAGAAGAAUAUCUUAUGUAUCAAAAAUUAAAUAAAUGUUGUAAUAAUUUAUUGUAAUAAACAUGAACUAAUAAAUGAAUGUCAAUAAAUAGAAAUAUAAGAAAACGCCAAAAAAAAAAAAAACUUCGUAAAAGUUUUAAAAUGUCAAAGAAGGUCCAAAAUUUGGGAAAACUAACAUGUCAAUAUGUUGAAGUCGAAAAAUUAGAAAUAUGGGUCAUUCCAUACGAAGUGUACAUGCCACUUAGACACGACCAUCACAGAUUUUGUUCAAAGUUGGGGGAAUUAUUCUUCUACUGUCUCUUUGGAAAAAUUCCAAUUUUGGUAUCGAUUUGAAUACCCCCCGCUCUCCAGGACCCCCCUCUUUAUUGCAAAGUCGCGCAAUUUUUGUC
Messenger RNA from Wyeomyia smithii (pitcher-plant mosquito), 4100 nucleotides. RefSeq names its product parkin coregulated gene protein homolog. The record is from RefSeq and is a predicted model, not a curated record. Gene Ontology annotation, molecular function: Hsp70 protein binding; Hsp90 protein binding. Lineage: Eukaryota; Metazoa; Arthropoda; Insecta; Diptera; Culicidae. The transcript has 4 exons. The coding region runs from base 279 to 1034 and encodes 251 amino acids.